This is a messenger RNA of Symbiodinium natans, 1530 nucleotides long. The record is from the annotation of a GenBank genome assembly. NCBI's taxonomy places the organism in Eukaryota, Dinophyceae, Suessiales, Symbiodiniaceae.
AUGGUAGUCAUCUCUCAGUACAAGAUCUCCAACACCCUGGGUGUUGGCACAUUUGGCAAGGUCAAGAUGGCCGAACACACCCGAACGGGUCAGAAGGUGGCGAUCAAGAUCAUCAACAAGCGAAAGAUGGAGCAAAUGAACAUGCAUGAGAAGAUCAGGAGGGAAAUCCAGAUCCUGCAGUUCUUGAAGCAUCCCCACGUCAUCCGACUUUAUGAGCUCUUGGACACGCCAAGCGAUAUCUUCAUGGUCAUGGAGUACGUGCCGGGUGGCGAGCUGUUCGAUCACAUCGUUCACAAGCUGAAGCUGCAGGAGGACGAAGCGCGGCGAUUUUUCCAGCAGAUCCUGUCUGGUGUCGAGUACUGCCAUCAGUGCAUGGUUACGCAUCGAGACCUGAAGCCUGAGAACCUGCUUCUGGACUCGAACUUGCAUGUCAAGAUUGCCGACUUCGGCCUGUCGAACACCAUGCGCGACGGGGAGUUCCUCAAGACCUCCUGUGGAUCGCCCAACUAUGCCUCCCCCGAGGUUGUCUCUGGCAAGGCGUAUGUCGGCCCAGAGGUGGACGUGUGGUCAGGGGGCGUGGUUCUUUAUGCGCUGCUUUGUGGGUCGCUACCUUUCGACGAUGAGAACGUCCCCAACCUUUUUCGGAAGAUCAAGCACGGGAAUUUCACCUUGCCAGGCCACUUGAGCAGCGAGGCGAAGGACCUUAUCGUCCAGAUGCUCGUGGUAGAUCCAACGAGGCGAAUCACGUUCUCACAGAUCCGGAAGCAUUCCUGGUUCCAGAAGGACCUGCCGGAAUACCUCGCGGCUCCGCUGAACUUGGCCGUGGAGAAGCUGGAAAUCCAGGCAGACAUCCUCCAGGAGUUAGAAGACAUGGGCUUCAAGAUUACUGACAAGGACAAUUUGAAGCCGGAUGAGCAGGUGGCAUACCAUCUGCUGGCCGAUCGUGCCUCGAAGCAGAGCAGCUUCUCAAAUCUCCUUCGAAAGGACCAGACUGUACAUGCUCACAAGAUGUUCGACGAUGAGGAGAUUGCAAACGUUGCAAAGCAGUUUGAUCAGGAUCUCCCUGUCUACAAGAUUGCCGCCUCGGCUAAUGACAGGGCCGCAAUGCUCGCCCAGUCCACUUACUCGGCGCCAGAAUGCCCUUGGCGCUUGGGCUUGGAAGCCAUUAUGGAGGCCUCAGUUCUCAUGACGGAAGCGUUAAUUACGCUGCGAGAUUUGGGCUAUGAGUGGAACAACGUCACGCCUUGGCGGGUUCGCGCCCGGCCUCUAAAGAGGCAGAAGAACUUAAUGCUGACUGUCCAGGUGUACAAGGUCUCCUCGGGGAAGUACAUGGUGGACGUCCUCAUUCCGCAGGGGCCGACGCUCCCAGCUGUGCAGGAGGCAUUGCUCUUCCUUAGGCGGCUCUCGCAGCGGGAGGCAGUGGCUGCCAACAUCGUGUUGAGGCCCAGCACACAAGCACUGACGUCGAGCCGCCGACUUGGCCGAGGUGAUGGCUAUCCACAAGGAGCUGGACCCACGGCAAGCUUGUGA